AUGCGUUCAUAUCCCUCCUCAAAAGUGCUCGGCCUCCUCUUGGUCGCAGCCUCGCUCCUGUUUUUGGCUACCACAGUCGCAGCCGCAUCUUCCGAUUCCUCUUCGAUAUCCAACGCGGACCUUUCAGCGUUGAAAGGUAGCAAAUCUCACCACCACCACAAUCAUGGCGGUCGCGGCAAGAAACACGUUCGGGACGAAUGGAGCAGCAUCAUGGGCUGCAACAGGAUCGCAUGCUGGGUAAUUGUCUAUUCGCCUCAAAUGCAUCAAAACUACGUUUCCAAGUCUGCAGAAGGUCUCUCCAUCACCUUUGUCAUCAUCUGGCUCGCAGGUGAUGCGCUCAACGCUGCAGGCGCUUGGUUCCAGGGUCUCCUUUGGACUAUGAUCAUUUUGGCUCUCUACUACUGCGCAUGCGACUGCGUUCUCAUCUUCCAAUACUGGUACUACUCCAAAUACUACCACCGGGGAGUCAAGAUCUCCACCAUCUCCGCCUCUCUCGAAGCCAACGAGCGCACCCCACUCAUCGGCGACGGUAGCCUCAUUGAGGACGAUUAUUCCACCAAAUCCGACGAUGACGACGAAAACUCUAUCCGCAACUCGAUCAUAAUGUACACCCUCGCUGCACUCCUCGUGGUCGCCACAGGCGUUGCUGCAUGGUGGGUCGCAGAACACGGUUACGGCAACCAUGGCUCUACCAAACAGCCCAAAUCUGUCCCAGAACCUGUUGGUUGGCGAUGGGAUGCUCAGGUCGCCGGCUGGCUUUCCGCCGUACUCUACCUCUCCUCGCGCGUGCCACAGAUCACCAAGAACCGCACAACAAAGUGCGAAGGUCUUUCCCUCGCACUGUUUGUCUUUGCUGUUGCAGGAAACUUGACAUAUGUCGCGAGUAUCUUGUUGAAGAGCACACAGCACGAUUAUCUGGUAGAGAGCUUCUCCUGGCUGGUCGGAAGUUUGGGGACAGUGUUCUUGGAUUUCAUUGUGUUGGGACAAUUCAUUCACUACAGGAAAGCUAGGAAGGAGAUUCACAGGUUGAGGAGGUCCAGUAUUCACCAUCAGGAGGGAAGGCCCAGGGUCCAGCCCCAGCCAGCGGCAUAG
Molecule: messenger RNA, 1092 nt
Organism: Ustilago hordei
Lineage: Eukaryota; Fungi; Basidiomycota; Ustilaginomycetes; Ustilaginales; Ustilaginaceae
Exons: 4
Coding region: 1-1092 (363 amino acids)
Biological process (GO): basic amino acid transmembrane export from vacuole
Cellular component (GO): fungal-type vacuole membrane
Source: RefSeq, a predicted model, not a curated record